UCCCCGAUCAUCAGCGGGAAACCAAAAUGGCGAACGUGCUUGGGGAAAAUGAACCGUUUGUUAUCUUCUGAAGAAGGCCAGAGCCCCGCAAGUUUCCGCGAUAUACUUUUGAAAUAGAUUCAACUGCAGAAGAAGCGGGAUAACAGCGGUCGUUCCCAUUCAGUUUUUUGUUGUUGUACGAGUCAUUUGUUGAAGAAGCGGAGGUGACCGAAUGAGAGACUCAGGGGUUGUGGAUCACCUGUCUGUCCAUCACAGAGCUCUCCCCCAGCGGCAGCAGCAGGCUGUGUCCUUGUCCCCCUCAAGCCUUUCUGCUAGGGGGGAGUAUGGAGAGGACGACAUGUCUGACAGGUUCACAGAGGGACAGGACGUCUUGGCCCGGUGGUCAGAUGGCUUGUUCUACUUGGGGACAAUCACCAAGAUAGAUCGGGACAAGCAGCGAUGCUUUGUGGUUUUUGAGGAUCGGUCAAAGUCCUGGGUUCUGUGGAAGGAUAUCCAGACAGGGGAUGAAGAUGAUGAAGAUGAGGAUGAUGACAUUGUGUGCUCUAUAUGCCAAGACGAAACUUCAGAUGAACCCAAUGAAAUUGUCAUUUGUGACAAGUGUGGACAAGGCUACCAUCAGCUGUGCCACACCCCCAUCAUUGAUGCCUCUGUCAUUGACUCUGAUGACAAGUGGCUCUGCUCAGAGUGUGUGCUCACUUCUAUACCUAAGAGGGGAGCCUCUGCUAAAGGUUUUCUGCCGCACGAGCAGCAGGAGCAUAUAGGGCUGCACCUGUCCCUCCCAUACAUUUUGGACGAACUGGUUUGGAACCAGGGCCACAAGACUAAUAUCCAACAGUGCUACUGCUACUGUGGAGGUCCAGGAGAUUGGUACCUGAAGAUGCUGCAGUGUAACGAGUGUGAGCAGUGGUUCCAUGAGGCGUGUCUACAUUGCUUACAGAUGCCCAUGCUCUAUGGAGAUAGGUUUUAUCUGUUUAUUUGUUCCGUUUGCAAUGGUGGAUCAGAGUUCCUCAGCCGACUGCCUCUUAGCUGGGAGGAUGUCACACACCUGAGCCUGUACAACUUGAGUGUGAUCCACAAGAAGAAGUACUUUGACUCUGAGAUGGACCUGAUGUCGUACAUCAAUGAUACCUGGGAGCUGCUGCAGCUGGGGGAGCUCGCCAACACUCCCAGAUCAGAGCGAUAUCAAUGUGUUCUGGAAGCAUUAAACAACAACAGCAGCAUGUUCAUGUCAGGGAAGGAAGUUAAGAAAAAGAAGCACUUGUUUGGGCUGAGGAUCCGUUUCCCUCCUGCUCCACCCAACUCAGAUGAGCCAACCAGCAGAGUGAUGGAGAGGGCUUCACAUGAGAUCACUAUCAAAGGAUGCAAGUCCACCAAGGCUCUGUCUGGCAUGAGAGCUUGCAGUACUUUAACCAAUGGCACAGAGAAGAAGAAAAAGAAGAAGAAAAAGAGGAAGCAAGGAGCACAUUCUCUGGAGACUCUGGCUAAACCACAACACAGUGAACUCUUAUCCCAGGAAGUAAGAAGGCCUCUGGAGCUCCACACAUUGGAUCACUUAACCUCUAUCAAGAGUGAGAGGUCUCUGCUGUCUUCAGAUGUGGAAUCAAUAGGAGCCCUGAGCACCACAGAAACUACCUCAACUAGCAUUUCAAGACAGUCCAGCCUCUGUAGCUCCAGCAAGACCCGCACGACCGCCUGCAUCAUGCCUGUUUCCGCUCCACCCUUGAAGAGGAAACGUGGGCGGCCCCGACGGGCCCUGCAGCCCCCCAACCUGGAGAUCCCCCCUCCUAGCCGUGCAGAGCCAAACCUCUCCGCUACGGAGAUGCUGAGCCCACUCCCAGGGCUUCACUCCACAGACAUAGUUCACGGCAUGGACCCCAACAGCCAGCUCUCCCACCUCAAGAGCUCCAUCAGCAGCUAUUUCGGAGCAGCGGGGCGGCUGGCGUGCGGGGAAAAGUACAAAGUCCUGGCACGACGGGUCACCCUUGAUGGCAAGGUGCAGUACCUGGUGGAGUGGGAAGGAGUCACUGCCUCCUAGACUUGUCUGUGUCUUCAUCACUUCUGACUAUUAACCAGCGCCUGCAGGAGGUUAAUGGCGGUGCUAAGGACUUGUAUACACAGCCUGUGUUCAGAGCAUUAAAUGAUUUAUGCCUUUUUGUUUAGUUUAGACAGGAGCAGCUUACUGCAAAGCCUACUGGUUCAGUGCACAUUUAAACACGUCUUUUCCUCCUGUGUUUAAAGAUUACAAUUCAUCGAUAAAGAUGAGGCAUUGUCAUUAUACCACACCGUAUUUGUGUUAUUAUGCUUUUAACUUUCGUUUACGUUAACAGCAACCCCUAUUUCUUCAGGGGGAAGCAAUUGAUUAGCGCACUGCACCUGUAGGCUUUCAGUGAAUCGUUAUUGUACCUAAUUUUUAAUCCAGUGAUAUGCUUUUCAUUUCCAGACCAGUUAAUCAUGAAACUGUAAGCUUUUUUUGACAGAAUGUAGUUGGUCAGGCAUUAAAUGGUAAAUCUUGGAUGAUAAGAGCGAAGGGGAACCUUUCUUCUAGGGAUGCACCGAAUCCAGAUGUUUGAGGUUAAAUGCCGUAUCCACUGGUUAAGAUUCUGCCGAAACCGAAUCCUACUCCCAUCCUCAGUCCAUUAACAAAGUAAAGUUAUGAAUGAAGUCCUUCCUUUGCCGUACCUGAAGUUGCUGCAUUUUAGCUGCUGUCUGUAGAUUCCUUCAUGCACAACUCGUAUUCUUUCGGAUGUUUCGGACCAAAUGUUUUAACAGCAGCGAUGAUGU
This is a messenger RNA of Perca fluviatilis (European perch), 2781 nucleotides long. RefSeq names its product metal response element binding transcription factor 2 (gene mtf2). The transcript has 15 exons. Lineage: Eukaryota; Metazoa; Chordata; Actinopteri; Perciformes; Percidae. Gene Ontology annotation, molecular function: chromatin binding; DNA binding. Gene Ontology annotation, biological process: regulation of DNA-templated transcription; chromatin organization. Bases 212 to 2035 code for a protein of 607 amino acids. Gene Ontology annotation, cellular component: nucleus. The record is from RefSeq and is a predicted model, not a curated record.